Molecule: messenger RNA, 1012 nt
Organism: Coffea eugenioides
Lineage: Eukaryota; Viridiplantae; Streptophyta; Magnoliopsida; Gentianales; Rubiaceae
Product: peroxidase 44-like
Exons: 2
Coding region: 1-981 (326 amino acids)
Biological process (GO): response to oxidative stress; hydrogen peroxide catabolic process
Cellular component (GO): plasmodesma; plant-type cell wall
Molecular function (GO): heme binding; peroxidase activity
Source: RefSeq, a predicted model, not a curated record
AUGGAAGUGAAGCUAAAAGUCAUUUUCCUUUGUUGCAUCCUCCACCUUGCCUCAGCUCAACUUCGGAGUGGGUUUUACAGCAAUUCAUGUCCACAAGCUGAAUCAAUUGUUCAACAAGUUGUACAAAAGAAAUUCAGCACUGAUCGCUCAAUAACAGCUGCUUUGCUUCGCAUGCAUUUUCACGACUGCUUUGUCCGAGGUUGUGAUGCAUCAAUAUUGAUAGACUCCACCAAGUCCAAGUCAUCGGAGAAAGAUGCCGGACCAAACUUAACAGUAAGAGGAUUUGAGCUAAUUGAUGAUGCCAAGAGAAAUCUUGAGGCUGCUUGUCCAUCUACUGUCUCCUGUGCUGAUAUAAUAGCAUUGGCAACCCGUGAUGCGGUAGCAUUAGCCGGCGGACCUGGAUAUAAUGUAUCGACAGGUAGGCGAGAUGGGCUGGUUUCGGACUCUUCCGAAGUAAAUUUGCCAGGACCAAGUCUUUCCAUAUCGGAUGCAGCUCGAUUCUUCACUGCCAAAGGGCUAACACUGAAUGACAUGGUGGUCCUUUUGGGUGCACACACUGUUGGAGUUGCACAUUGUGGUUUCUUCCAGGAUCGGCUUUCUAACUUUCAGGGCACCGGGAAGCCUGAUCCCACAAUGGAACCAGCAUUGGCUGCUACACUCUUGAAAACCUGUGGUACACAAUCCAGGCCGUUGAGUAGAGACCCAACUGUGUUUUUGGAUCAAAACACAUCCUUCAUACUUGAUAAUCAGUUCUACAAUCAGAUAAGGUCUAAAAGAGGGAUCUUGCAGAUUGAUCAGGAACUAGCUUUGGACAGCUUGAGUGCUCCUCUAGCCUCAAGGUUGGCUGCCAACAAUAACCUCUUUCAGCAGGGUUUUGCCAAUGCUAUGAUGAAAAUGGGAAGCGUGGAAGUUCUUGUCGGAAAUGCUGGAGAAAUUAGGAAAAAUUGUAGAGUCUUUAACAAACCUGUUGGUCGAGCCUAAUAGUUCCAAUCUCCCUAAAGUAGGGUAUAUU